CCCUCCCUCUCUUUCAUAGAGAGCUCGGUGAUGUCGCUCUGUCUUUAACAAGCUUGACCCAGAAGCAGCAGAAGGAGGGGGACUAGAGGGAGAAACGCGACAGAAGAUAAAAGCCCUGAACAGUCUGGCAUCGGGACUGCGUUUCAACGAACAGUUUAUUCCUCCCUAUUUCUGGCCUUGGUGUUUGGGUGAACUUUUACACAUGAACAGCUAGAUCUCAUCUUCUGAUCUCGGUGUGACUUCUCACCUCUUCUGCCAAACGACACCCACAGGUGAAGUGUAUGGAGCAGUGUGAGAGCGCAGCGGCUCUGCUGGAGUCGGUCAGAGAGCAGGAGGUGCAGUUUGAACAGCUGACCAGGGCACUUGAGGAGGAGAGGAGGAGAGUGGGCCUCUCUGCCACCAGCCCCUCAACCCUGGGGCGCCCCCUCCCUCACACACAGAACGGGCGUUUGGGGGAUGCAGACAUAGAACGACUGAAACUGACUGACUCGUAUAUAAACGGCACACAGUACAGGAUGGUGGACCCUGCACACGGAGUUGUGGACGACAGCUACACACCAGACGAUGACUCCCAGGAAGUGCACUCAGUUUUCUCUGAUGAGGGAACCGCACGGCGGCCAGAAGGUUCUCUCCCUCAUAUGAAGAAACCAAUCUCUCGCUCUGUCAUGCCAUCAGACUCCAUGUCCAUUGAUGGGGGCUUGUCCAUGUCUGGUAUGGGCGGUUACAGCGCCACUCUAGACCGUCCUUACAGGCCACCUGUUGCUGGGGACUACCCCACAGCCACAGUACCCAGAAAUUACCACUACGGUCCAAUUGGAGGAUACGAUGACUACCGUGGCGGCCCGCCGUCAGAAGCAUAUACCAGUCUGAGCAGAGGAUCGCACAUGGAUGACCGAUACAGGCCAGUUGAUGGCUACAGGACUCUAGACUCUGGCUACCGUGCCCCAAGCCGUCAGCAGCUUGACCCUUAUGCAGCCCAACCCCAGGUCAGCAGGGGGAUGAGGGCCUUGGGAUCAGCGAUGGAGAUGCGUUACGGCCAUGGCCAUUACAAUCUGGAGGAUGAUCAGCGCAGCGUGGGAUAUGAUGACUACGGAAUGGGUCCCCCGCCCAUGCAUCCUGGAGGCUAUGGAACCAUGCCACGUCUGGGGGGCGGCCCUGGAGGCAUGGACAGGCGGAGACUUAGGAGCUGUGAGGACACUCUGGAUGGCGACAUGGGCGGUGUUGAUCCAUAUACCUGGGGGGUUCCUAUGACAAUGGAACGGGGCAGCAUGGCAUCACUAGACAGCACACUAAGAAAGGCUCCUCCCAGUUCCUGGCGUCAGCCUGAGCUGCCUGAGGUCAUCGCCAUGUUAAACUACCGUCUGGAUCCUGUCAAGACCAACGCUGCAGCCUACUUGCAGCAUCUCACAUUCAAAAACGACAAGGUUAAGUCAGAGGUGCGUCGCCUAAAAGGUAUCCCAUCCUUGGUGUCAAUGCUGGAUCAUCCCAGCAAAGAUGUGCAUCACGCUGCCUGUGGUGCAUUAAAAAACAUUUCAUACGGACGGGACCCAGACAAUAAGAUCGCCAUUAAGAACUGUGAUGGAGUUCCUGCUCUGGUCCGGUUACUUAGGAAAACUCAUGAACAAGACCUUACUGACACUAUCACAGGCACUUUGUGGAACCUCUCGUCACACGACUCUGUAAAGAUGGAGAUUGUGGACCACGCCCUGCAUGCCCUGGCUGAUGAGGUGAUUGUUCCUCACUCUGGUUGGGAGCGAGGCAGCAACGGUGCGGAUGAGAGCUGCAAACCACGCCAUCUGGAGUGGGAAACCGCCUUAACCAACACUGCUGGCUGCCUUAGGAAUGUGAGUUCAGAACGCAGCGAGGCCAGGCGGAAACUGAGAGAAUGCACAGGAUUGGUUGAUGCACUCAUGUACAUCGUCCAGUCACAGAUCAAUCGCAAAGAUGUGGAUAAUAAGCUCGUGGAGAACAGUGUUUGCCUCCUGAGGAAUCUGUCCUACCAUGUUCACCGUGAAGUCCCUGGCUGUGAACGUUAUGUGGAAAGCGCGCCCAUUAACCAGGGUCCACCCUCCUCUAACAAAGGCGGCUGUUUUGGUUCUCGAAAGGGCAAAGAUGAGUGGUUUUCCAAAGGAAAGAAAGACGGAGAUGAUGGAAGUGGAGAUCAGGUGGAUAUUCCAAAGAGAACAACACCAGCCAAAGGUUAUGAGCUGUUGUUCCAGCCAGAGGUGGUUCGUGUUUACACAUCGCUGCUCAGAGAAAGCAAGAAUCCUUCAGUGCUGGAGGCUGCUGCUGGUGCCAUCCAGAACCUGUGUGCUGGACGAUGGACCUACGGUCGAUACAUUCGAGCCACUGUGCGUCUGGAGAAGGGUCUCCCCAUGAUGGCAGAACUUCUGGCACACGGCAAUGAUCGUGUGGUCAGAGCAAUGGCGGGAGCCUUAAGGAACCUCGCCAUUGACAACCGCAACUGUGAACUUCUUGGUUUGCAUGCAGUGCCUCACCUUGUGGCCAAUCUGCCUGGUGGCCAGAGUCAGUCAGGUCGAAAUCUGUCAGAGGAGACCGUUGUGUCUGUACUGAGCACGCUCGCUGAGGUCCUAGGCAACAGUCUGGAGGCGGCAAAGACACUGCGGGCAUCACAGGGCAUUGAGAGGCUGGUCCUUAUCAACAAAGAUGGUAAACGUUCGGAUCGUGAGGUGCGCGGGGCAGGCCAGGUGCUUCAGCUGGUCUGGGCCCACAAGGAGCUGCGUCGGCCGCUGGAGAAAGAUGGCUGGAAGAAGACGGACUUCAUGGUCAACCUCAACCCCAACAGCAGCACAACCAACGGCCCGAGCACCCGAGCUAAUGGCACCUAUGAAGACAGCACCACACCACUGCUGGACAGAGGGGAGAAGAGAGACAUGAUUCCCCUCAAUGACCUUGGACCUGAGGCUUACCAUACACUGGACCAGAGGGAACGAAGACACACUCUGGAUGAGACCACAGACACUUUACCGCGAGGGGUGUAUGGGGGCAGGAAGGGCUCCCUGCCUUUGUUGGACUCCUACGAUGGUUAGCCCUCCUCCCUUCCCUUCAUUCCCCUCUGCAUGUGACAGCAUGAAAAACUGAUCGACUGCAUCACUCAGUCUGGGCCACCCCUGCCCUUCCACUGCUACUGAGGAGAGAAAACCCACGCGCACAGACUCUCUCCCUCUCCCCCCCGACCCCUCUCUUCCUCCCAUUGCCCUCUAUCUCCACACAGCCGGGAUGAGAAGAUGAGAGUCGGCAUCCAAAGAAAGUGGUCGUGUUGCAGGCAGAAAAUGUUUGGUGCAGCACAGAUACGGAUCUGUUAUUUUGGGGUUUCUUUCUUUCUUUUUUUUUCUUUUUUUUAACAAUUCUUUCAAGUGUAGCAACAAAUAUCUAUAUAUAUAUAAUAUUCUGUUUUAAAUUAUAGUUCUGUAACGGCAAUCACCAUUGUUGACAAUCAUUUAAGUCUGGUGUUGUCAUCCUGCUCGUUUGUUUCCUCUUGAUCUACGUCUCGACGUUUUUUUGAUAAAUCUUGUCUUGGUCGACAUGUUGCUGCCAACACCCGUAUCCUAUAACGACGAAUUUGUAUGUAGUCUUCUAUGUAGGGUAUAUACUGUAUAUAAAAAGAAAAUGGGAUGACUGCAUUAGUUUUGGCGCAUUUAUUUAAAUUGUCUCUUGGCGGGGCUCGUUUGGAGGUUUGACCAGUGAAGUCCUGUAGAUGGAGAAUGUUUAUAGAGGAGUUAUUUUCAUGACUAGAGGUAUUUUCUCUCUGUUGAGACGAGCUAAGGCAAAGACCAGAAGAGUGUGUAUAUUUGUCAUACAGUGAAUCUGUGGCUCUGUGUGUGUGCGUGUAUUUGGUAAACAUUAAUACGGACCUUUUUGAAUAAAUGUGAUUGUUUGUGUGAGAGUGUGUGUAUGCAUGGAACAGACCCCUGAGAUCACACGUUGAUUAUUUAAUCAGGUUGUUUUGUCUUUUUAUUGUAUGCACCAACUUUUUUUAUUAUUAUUAAUUUCCUGGUUUUAUGCAUCAACUUCCCUUUGUUUGAUACUUUAAUUUGUUUUCCUUCCCCCGAAGGAAGGAAUACCAACACAGUUUCAUCUCCUGAUUCAACCUGAGAAAACACACGCAAACACCACUAAACACCCAGACCUUCUGCUUAAGAAACCAUUCCUUUUGCUUCUCCUUAAGGAUAUGUUACACAUCAGGAGGUCCUGUAUGGACAAAUACUCUACAGACGUACAAAGGAAAAUCACUACAUGCUCUGGAUCUUAGCUAAUGGGAGGCGUCAACAGUCACUCAGAGGAGACUCGAGUUUUAACUGACAGAUUUUGGAGAGAAACUAAUGUGGGAAAAUUUCAAGUUUGGUCAACAAAGCACAUUUUCAUGACUAAGUUUUGUACUUUUCUUCUGCCUGGUGUUUUAUUUGGGGCUUUUUACAUGGGAGUGGUAUGCAAUUUUUUUUUCCAUUUGUAGUCUCAGUUUUACUUCUGUUUUAAAGGCAAAAGAGACCAAUCAUCUUUGUGUUUUUUUUUACUCUACCGACACAACAUAUUUGUACUGUUGCCUAUUCGUGUAAAGUUUCGAUGUACCAUUCAUAUCUGCCUUGGCUCUGAGAAGUUGCUUUUUCAGUGAAGUAUGUAACUGGUUAUACUGUUUUUUUUAUAAAUAAAGAUCUUUUCUUAGACAA
Cynoglossus semilaevis (tongue sole) is the source of this 4688-nucleotide messenger RNA. RefSeq names its product catenin delta-1. Gene Ontology annotation, molecular function: protein binding. The record is from RefSeq and is a predicted model, not a curated record. Gene Ontology annotation, cellular component: adherens junction; nucleus; plasma membrane. Lineage: Eukaryota; Metazoa; Chordata; Actinopteri; Pleuronectiformes; Cynoglossidae. Gene Ontology annotation, biological process: cell-cell adhesion. Bases 282 to 3050 code for a protein of 922 amino acids. The transcript has 21 exons.